Messenger RNA from Haliotis rufescens (red abalone), 6543 nucleotides. Its product is annotated as RNA binding protein fox-1 homolog 2-like. Gene Ontology annotation, molecular function: mRNA binding. Gene Ontology annotation, cellular component: cytoplasm; nucleus. The record is from RefSeq and is a predicted model, not a curated record. Gene Ontology annotation, biological process: regulation of alternative mRNA splicing, via spliceosome; nervous system development. Bases 462 to 1787 code for a protein of 441 amino acids. The transcript is spliced from 12 exons. Lineage: Eukaryota; Metazoa; Mollusca; Gastropoda; Lepetellida; Haliotidae.
GCUGCGUCCGAGGUUGGCUUACAACUAUCUCUUAUGAUAACUCAUGUCAGCUGAUGCUUAAUCUUUAAUUUGAUUUCUACCUCCUGUGCCUUAUUUCCAAAUGAGCGGUUAGAUUGACAUGGAUCGAUUCAGGAACGGGCCAAUGAACGCAGUUCGAUAGAAGGCAGGUGUCGGGCCGCUGGGUUUGGCAAAACAAAACAUCGCCCAGCUUUCAUCUGUGGGCCCCAGCGCAUCCGGGUAUUGUUUCAUCAUUACAGAGGUUGGGUAAGCUUAUUCUCUCGGACGUAGAACGGGGAAUUUACCAGUGAUAAGAGAACGGAUGCAGGUUUGCGGAAACGCGUGCCCGCUUGGUGUUGUGAGUGAUUUUGCGGACUGUGCCGAGUUUGAUGACUGAGUUAGCAUUGGGAGUAAGCAGCUGCAACCGCGAGUGACAACGGAGGCGUGAUUUCCCGAUAUUCAACAUGGCGGAGACCAUAACUCAAGUUUCGGGGAAUGGACCUGCCGGAAAGAUUGAUGAAAAACUUAUGAAAUUGUUUACUAGAGACCCUGCAAAAGAUUUUCUUCUACAGAAAGAAAAUUCAGGAACACAGACAAUGCUUCACAUAAACGGAACGAAGGAAAUUAACGAGGAGAACAAAGAAAACAGAACGAAUGGAGAGCACAUGGUGCAAAACCAGAUGACUCCGACAUACACAUAUCCACAGACGGGGGUGCCCGGGGUGCCCGGGGUGACAGGCAUCACAGGCGUGCCAACAGUACCAGGAGUCCCAGGCGUCACCAGCCUCGAAGACUACCAUCAUCAAGUUGUCGCCAGUCAAGCCACAAGUGUGGCGUCCGAGCAGCCUCCAACCACCGUGUACGCAUCGCCUGCUGCCGUCACGCCCAAUGGAGCAAUAGAGCAGCAGACGGUAAGGGCAGCUCGGCCCUUUAAUCAAACAGACUUGCCCGUGGAAGGGGAUAUCCAGCCAUCCUCCCCACAGCCACAGGGCUCGCAAGGACCCAACUCAGGACCUAAAAGAUUGCAUGUAUCAAAUAUUCCAUUCAGGUUCAGAGAAGCUGACUUGCGCCAACUCUUAGGGGUCCAACAACAGUUCGGCCCAAUCUUAGAUGUGGAAAUCAUUUUUAACGAAAGGGGAUCAAAGGGAUUCGGUUUCGUAACUUUCGCAAAUAGCGCGGAUGCAGACCGAGCACGAGAGAAAUUGAACGGCACAGUGGUUGAGGGACGAAAGAUAGAGGUUAACAAUGCCACUGCCCGUGUCAUGACCAAAAAAGCUGCUGCACCAACCAUCCCCAAUGCUGCUGCGCUCCGAGGUGUCGCAUUGACGCGGGGUCGGGCUGCGGCUGCGGGACUAGCUGCACGUGGUGCAUACACUGCAGCAGCUGCAGCGGCAGCGGCGGCAUUCAGGCAUCCCACUCCACUGGCAGCUACAGCAACUGCAUUACCGUAUGCAGCUGGGGUGUACCAGGACCCAUUCCUGGCCACGUAUGAUGCUGCAACGGCCAGAUAUCAGUUGGUGACCACUCAGCCAUACGCGGCGGCUGCAGGGUAUCCGGGAGCUGCCACAAGAUAUGCAAUUCCAGCUGUAGCCACAGCCGCCACAUACCCUGCAGGUUACGGGAGAGAGUAUGCCGCAGACCCCUACCUCGGACAUGGUAUUGGUCCCGUCACUGGAUAUGGCCAGGUAACUGAGAUGGGAUUGCCCCUUAGUCUAACAUCCGAUAUCUUCGCACAGCGCGAGCAGGCUACAGUCUACCGAGGAGGAUACCAAAGGUUUGCACCAUACUAACUCGUGACAUCUGCAAGAAGCAUGAAAAUGGCAGGGACUGAGGUUAGUCAUGGUACAUGUAAUGUGACCAGAAGAGGCUGAAGAGGGGAUGAAGCUGUGACUUCCAAAUGCUGAAACUUGACAUCUUGUGCAAUGGCUGUUACAAUUCAGCUGGCAACCUUGCUUUGCUGUUUUCGAUGUUCCUCAUUGGCGACAACCUCGGAGCCUUGUUGUUAUCUCCACACCAUGGAAGGAGAAAUGACCGAAGGUGGAACCAGAACUAUGUCAAGAAUACUCAUACUGCAAGCUUUAUUUUUGAACAAACACAUCUAGUCAUUUGUACAUGUUAUGUAUCUACUUUUACCUCUUAAGUUGUUAUUUUAUUUGUACUAUGUUAGAGCUACUUGCGUUACUCAGCUGUCCCGAAGUCAGCUUCGGCUAUUCUGAACGUGCUAUGGCAGACGAAUACCAGUCAUUUGGUUUGCUGUUGUCUUGCUUGACGGAAGUAUGCAUACUCAGCACAAGUGUUGCAUCAGAGAGGGACAAUUUCAACACAGACACUUUAAUUUUUUAGCCUGUCCUAUACAGACCUGUAUAAUUUGGGUGCGAAGUCGCCACCCAUGCUUUAUCAACUUCUGUAGAUGUUGCUUUCUGUAGCAUUGUAGUUUUGGCUCUUUCAACAUGUUGUACAAAAAAUCCAAAAUUGAAAUCCGUUGUGAAAGUUUUGUAAAACUGUUGAAAAGUCCCUCCUUGUUUCCGACAAUCCUGCAUUGUUCUUCAUUAUCUUGUUCCCAGCUGUUCACUUCAUAUUAUUACUGAAUCCUAGUCUUCGCACAUUGUACAUACUCAUCUUUGCCAAAAUUUUGAUACACGUCUUACACUCAUAGCCUGGUGCAUAGACACAGCUGACAUCUUCUUGUUCUUCUGUUGCCUCAAGCAUUUUAAUGAGCAUUACUCUGUUUUUAAGUGUAAAUAAUCAUUCUUUAACAACUCAUUGAGGGCUGUAGAUUGGGACACGGGGACUUCAAGUGCUGAUCUGUUGAUGAAUCUCAAGUAUUAUAGGACCAGGUAAUAUGGAGUGAACAAGUAUAUAGUCAUCUCAUACCUUCACUUCGAGGAUAGUCGUCAGUUGGGCCAGUACUGGCAUUGACAAACUUUGUGUCCGUAUGGACUGCUUCAUAUAUAUAUCUGCGCAUAUAUUUGAACCCACUUAGCAGGUGCCCCCUAGCACCUCCACACAGACAGCUGUGUUUUUGCAGUGCCACAGUGUUCCAACCAGGUAACACAAUCGUGCAAUGUUGAAACCAAGUCACUGUAUAAAGAUAUGUUCCAGUAGUCAGUUACCAUUAUCACGAAGCUGGGGCUGGCUUCAUGGUAAGUGAUAGUUUGUCGUCAAACUUCUUCGAUGCCAAAAUAGAUCAUCCUGCGUUACCACAGGAUAUCGACCUACAAGUAAUUGGAGCUUCUUACUGCCCAGAAUGAUGAUAACAGUGUGCCCAUCCUUUCCACCAUGCUCUUGACCCUGUUCUGCUUAUAGGAUAUAGAUUGUAGUGUUGUUUAGUGAAGCCAAUUUCAAAUCAUGAUUUCAAGAAAUUUCAUGAGCUGCCAUGGUUGGGCACAUGGUUAUUUUUGUGAUAUAUUAUUAACAAUAUAUGCACAAAACUGUUUAUACGAAAUGUAGUUCAUCAUUUAGAGAUUGUAAGUCAAAAUUCUAUAUUGUAGCAUUUACACUCCAUAUCUAGUCGAUACUUUCUACCCCAUGUAUUUGCUGUUUUGUGCAUCGUUAUUGUUGCAAGGGCCAUUACACAUUUCAUUGGAUCAUAUGUGAAAGUCAGAAAGCAAGUUGUCUACGUCUUCAAAACUUAUUUAUAUCUUUAUCUAAUCUUUUGUCUCGUGCCGUGUCUGUCUUUGUGUGACUUUCACAUUUGAGCUGGAAAUGUUCAACGGCAAAGUUGCGAUGUGAUCCAGACAUUGCAGGGUUUGCCGACAAUGAAACCAUCAGUAGUUCAUUCUGUAAGUAAACAUCCAGGCUUUGUUACGCUUACAACCCUUUGCCAGUACCAGAAUUGCCCAAAAGUGGUGUGUAUUUAUGUAGUAACAUUGUGUAAAAGAUUACAUGUUACUUCAUAGUUUGCCUUUUGGUUAUAGAUGUUCGAAAAUUGAAAAAGGUUCAAUUUGUUAAUCAGGUCUAGAAUCCCUGAGAUGGCAGUGUGCAAAGGUUGUGUAAAGGUAACAGAGACCCAUUAGUUAUUGUACCAUAGGAAUGUAUGAGAGAUGUAUGGAUGAGUGAGUGGAGAAGAAUUUGUCACGAAAAGAUUGGUGCUAAGAUUGAAAAUACUUGUUGAGGUUCCAAUAUUUCUUCCUCGUUGCAAUUCAAGUAACAGGGUGCUGGAGAAUCUUUGUUAAGGUCAUUGAAAAGUUUGGGUCUAAUUUCAAUUACAAACAUUAUUCAGACGCAUUUCCUUGCCAAAACAUUCUUGCCUUGAUUACUUUUUGAGGAAUAUCAAGUGCUGUAUGUUACAUAUUGACUAUUUAUGAUGGAGAUCGGGGUUCCAUCAUUCUUGGGUUGUCUGCCCUUGGAUAAUUUCCCAGAAUCUCAAGUUGAUAUUGAAAUAUAAUAAAAAUUCUUUGAAAGAAGGCAUUUUGUUUUGAAAUUAUUGAUUUAUUAAUGGGUUUUCAUUUGACUUUUCCUGGAAAAGUGGGAUUGGAUUUACAUCAUUAACAGAUUAGUCAAGGAUGGACAACUCAAAAUAUUUUAGUCAGCACUGUUGGUUGAAUGAAAGGUGGAUGUUAACACUGAAAUACUCUUUCCACGAGUUGUCAAAUAACGACAAGCAUUAUAUUACAGUCUUCCAAGAAAUAUGAAUGUUCUCUCUGAAACUGUCAGCUUUUAGUUGUCAAACUUUGCUCUUCACUAAAUUCAAAAUCCAAAAAAUCGAUAAGUGUUGCGUGUAUGACGAGAUGCCACAUGAUGAAGGGUAGGUAACUCUGUCUGAAUGCCCUCAAUCAGGACUUGCUGAUCAGAUCCUGAUAGUGGAAAAAGUGUGUCCGGUUUUAAUAUCUGCCUUAUUGUAUGCCACAUUCGAAGUUGAAUUUAUUGUUUCACAUUGAAAUCUCAGUUUUUUAAAACAGUUUGAAUUUCUAUUGCCAAUUCUGUUUAACUAUUUAUUUAUAUGGUUUUUGCGCAUUAUACGCAAUUAAAACAUUGAAUUAUUAAAAAUCAAAAGUUGAAUCUGUUUACUUGAUCAAUCAAGAAAUUGUGUAAUGAUGUGAUCUGUGUUUGUAACAUGUAAUGUUUUUUGUCCUGUUGGUGUAAAUCCGUGGUUUAUCUUGUGAAGGACCGAUGGUGACUAGAUUUGGAAUUCUUACUAAUUUUUUGAUUGAUCACUAUUAAUGCAUCAUCUCAAGUUAAAAUACUCCUUGGUUUUCUUUCAGCCCCAAAUAGUUUUAGUUAUGAACACUUUGUUAUGUAUUAUAUGUGCAUUUGAGAAGUUAUGAGCUAAAUCAAAACAAGAGCAAAUACUGAAAAUCUGGGCAGGUUGGCGAUAAUUCUUUUCACAUGUUGGCGCAACGGCAAAAUGUAAUCAAUCCUAAAGUUUAAAAUUCAAUAUGGCUUUUAGUAAAUAAUUGGUGUAGUUUUGGGCUAAAAAAUGUUACUGCUAACCUGUGAAAAUAAUAUUUCCAGCUUCCCUGUAACCCCCUCCUCAAACAGGGUGAACGGUACAUCAGGAAAGCCCUGACAGUGUAUGUGCAUGAAAAUUGGUAUGUUCCUCAAGUCUUGUCAAGUCUGCUACCCAAAAUCCACGGCGGCAGCCAUUACUCCGCCAAUAUAGUUCUUCCAUGGUGGCAUGGCAUGGGGCGCAUGCAAGGCAUUUUGUCCUACCCAACCCGACAUGAUUGGGUAGGUGUGAAUGGAAUGGUUGAUGGUGUUAUUACAUACUGUGCGAAGUCAUAUUCACAUUGUCCUAGUGUGAGAUUAUUAUUUUCCAUAAUGCCUCACUUCGAAGGAGAUUCGUUCUCUCAGAUAGAUGAUCGAUAGCAGUAUGCCACAAAAUAUGGAAUCAAGAGGACGGAAAAUGAUUUUUGAAAUGUGGCCAAUUGACUUCAUUUGCUUGUUGGAAUGAAGGGCAAUAUUGUCUGUGCACGUAAACUGCUCAAUUUAUGAAAGAAUUGGUUUUGAAAACAGCAUUGCUUGAGAGACAUAACGUGUCUGAUUAUCUUGUGGUGUAUUGCUAUGUGACCUUGACAUUGGUGUGUGGCAUAUGGUUUACCUUGCAUGAUAAGUGCUACUGUACGAGGCUGCAAUCAAAUCACGUGGCAUGGUGUUGGUUUUUUAACACCAUGGACCUUGUUAUGUCUUAAUAUAACAUUACUUGUAUGAAUAAAAUAGUAUAGUGGCUCUUUGCAUUAUUUAUAGUAUUACACAAUAUUGUCUUGUAGACUUGCAGUACAUUUGUAGUAGCUAUAGAAUUUGUUAUUGUGCGAACAAUGAAAACUUUUUUACAGUUCAAUAUUACCUAAGGAUAAUAAUCAACCUUGCUGUAGUGAGUUGUGGAAAAAGUAUAUAUAUAUUGCCACAAUGUUGCCACAGUUUGUUCUGUCGAUGUGCUUUUAAUCAAGUGUAGAAUACGAUGCCCAUAUUGCCUGUUUUGUGUAUGUAGUGUAAUUUGUCUGAUGACUCCUUUGGCUUUCUUUGGUAUACUCUCUGCACUUUGACCUUCCAUAUAGCACUUUUUUCAUGCAAUAAACAGUUCCUUCUGACCAUCUAGCACUAGCA